CCCGUCCAUCGCUGAGUGCGCGGUGGUUGGCGUCAACAACCGGGCCGGUACUCAUUGGCCCCGGGCUUAUGUUGUUCAGAAAGUUGGGGCACCGGUAGUUAAUGAGACAGACAUUGAAAAAUUUGUUGCAGAGUGGUGUGCAACGGGAGGGACACCAUUCUGAAACGAUGGAUGUGUUUGUGCUGGCAAACUGUGAACUCAAGCGUUCCCAUAAGCUAAUAAAAAUGUCCCAGGAGACACCGAGAACCGAGUUAAUUGCGUACGGUAACAUAAUUUCUCUAUUGGACAAUAUGGGCGCGCUAGAAUUUUCAAACUAUUUACUCGUCAUAAUAAACGAGUGCCAAACAAAAAAGGACGAGAUGAUUAACUUGAAACGCAAACUCCGCAACCGGAAAGUGGACGCCGUAGCUCAACAGGAUAAGUAUAGGACUGAUAAAAUCUUAUGGUGCACCGUGUCGUGUGCUAGCUUAGUCGCGGGUGGGGUCGCCGCGGCUAUACCCGGAGUCAAUUUGAUAGUUGCGGGAGCAGUGUUGAUCACAAACGUCGCCGCAAUUGGUGGUAAUAUGAAGUGCGACAGAGACAAUAAUCGCGAAGUGCUAAAGAUUGUUAGCAAGGUGAAUAACUUGUCAGAUAACCUGAAGUCGACGGCGAUGAUCGUGUCCGAGAGAAAGGAGGAAUUCAUUCGGGAACGCAUACGACUGAUUGAGGCCGGAAUUAGCGAGGAGUACGCCACCUUGGUGCUUAUCAUAGCCAUGCUACGAAAUAAGACUCGCUUUAAAAGUACGCUUCCAGCCCAAACGAAGCGACCACACAUAAAGUAUCAAGCUCCAUUUACAUCGAGCUUCACGGUCGCUACUGCAUUGCAGUCUGCGAAAAAGUACGGACUCUAUGCGUUCGAAAAAGCGCCAAAAUUAAUCAAGGUGUCGCCAGAGUUUAUGGGUGGAGUGGCCGCGGGGCUGGCAGUAUUGGGUGUGGCCUUCUCUAUAUACGAUUGCGCCAACGCGUGCCUCAAAACUAGUCCGGCUAUUGUGGUCAUCGACGAAAUGGUCGACGUAUUGACCAGCGGUCAGGAGUCGUUGGAUUACUUCAUCGGCCUCUUGAAUACCAUAAGGAUUACAAUCAAUCAGCAGGAGAUCAUUAAUAGCCGAAUGGAAAUGAGGGCUGAGAUCGAGAGUAUCCGACAAGAAGUGCGGGAAUCCAUGCAUGACCUGCACCUGGAGUUCUCCGGCUUUAGACGUGAGGUCCGGGAUGGAAACAGGAGGCAAGAUGAUACAUCUCAAAGGAUCCUGGACACCCUGUCCAGGCUUGAUCGCAUCUGA
Messenger RNA from Oppiella nova, 1319 nucleotides. NCBI's taxonomy places the organism in Eukaryota, Metazoa, Arthropoda, Arachnida, Sarcoptiformes, Oppiidae. The record is from the annotation of a GenBank genome assembly.